Molecule: messenger RNA, 4452 nt
Organism: Heterobilharzia americana
Lineage: Eukaryota; Metazoa; Platyhelminthes; Trematoda; Strigeidida; Schistosomatidae
Source: the annotation of a GenBank genome assembly
AUGUUUCUUUCGAUGAAGGCUAUGAAGUGGGCAUAUCCAAUCUGUCCAAGAAUCACUACAGUUGGUAGAAAUGGAUGUGAUAUAGUUAUUGAUAACCCCACAGUUGAACCCCAGCAUGCGGUUAUAGAGUAUGAUCCGUCAACCGGCUUGCUGACCUUGCGUGAUCUCUCGUCCCGUAAAGGAACAUUCGUGAAUGAUGAAAUCAUCCAUGGAGGAGUGACGCGCUUGUCAGUAGGAGACAAACUAAGGUUCGGAUGUUGUCCGACAGUGUAUGAAGUAACAACUUCCGAGAGAAAUAUACGCGAGUCUUUCACAGGUACACAGUCAGUGAACACAGAGAACCAAGAUAAGAAUUCAACGAAAAUUCCUCCAUGGGUGAAAGUCUGCAACUAUUCAGAUCUAAGUCCAAUAAACCUUCCGAAGCUGGUAUCUAAGAGAGACACAUGUCAUUUUUCACUUCUAACCACCACAGACGACAAACCUGGCGACUUUCCUUACAAAAGAAAUGACGGGAAAUGUGACGAAACACAGUCAUUUUCAAAGACGACAAAUAAUUUUCAAGAUAUUACUGAGAACAAGGAAAUUUAUCCUUUAUACUACAUGAAAGCAACCAAUUCAGAAAAUUGUCAGACGAAUAUAAAUUCAAAUUCUACCAUAUCUGAAGCAGUAAGAAGGGAUGUAAAUUCAGAGGAAAAAGAUAAAUUCAUUCAACAAUUACAAGAACAAAUUAAUCGUCUUGCACCGCUAGAAGCUAUCACUACACAAAAAGAUAUUCUGAUAAAACAUUUACAAAAUCAGAUAUCUCAAAUGAAUCAAAUUAAUAAAUUAUUCUAUCAGUCAGGUAAUUAUUCACAGAAUUUAACUGUUGGAAGUCCACAUAUUUCAUCUCAACCAACAUUACGAUGUUUGACUGAUAAUACAUGUCAAACGGAUACAAAACAAAACUGUACAUUAUCCAAUCAGAUCCCAUAUCAUGUUCAACAACAACCAAAAGAUCAACUAACCAGAAUACGUCCUGGUUCUACACCAUCACAAGUUAAAUUAUGCUCUACAAAAAUGAAUGAUUCAAACAACUGUGAAGUACUAUUAAAUGAUCAAGAAAUUAAAUGUAGUAAUGAUGUAAAAGAUACACAACUAUUAGAAAAAGUAGGCAGAGAACGCCAAAUACUAAGUGGACUUGUAACUCAAUUACAGAAAGAUUUAUCGAAUAAAGAUGUCCAAAUUUGUAGACUAAAUAAAGAAUUGAGUCAAAUUAAAAAUCAAUUAACGGAGAAAGAUACAGCAAUUGAUGCGUUACAUUUGAAGUAUAAUAGAUCUCAAGACAAAACACAACAGAACAAAGAGAGAGAACAAUUUGAAAAGGAAAUCGAUAAUAUUCGUCAGAAGUAUAAGACUGCUGAAAUUCGCUGUCAUUCACUACAAGAUGAACUGCAAAAACUGAAAUUAGAUUAUGAUAAAGUCAGUCUAGAGGUUGAAAGUAAAUCAAACAAUGAAAAUAGAUUACGUAAAGAAUUGGAAGAAACACAGACAAAAAUAACUGAGCUAGAUCGUUCAAAUCGAAUUCACUUACUGGAUAAGCACGAAGCUGUUAGUCAAUGUGAACGAUUACGCACACGUAUAAUGCGCAUCAAAAUGGAGACUUCUGAAGAUAACCAUCCCUCUAAGGAAAAGAUGGACGGUAGUCCUGAACGAACUGUUCAAUUUUCAAUAAAAACAUCUGAAACCCCAAUAAAUAAUGAUACAAUGAGUACCACAACAACAGUAAAAGAUAUGAAUAAUACUUGUCAAGAUGCAAAUCACGACGAACAGUUAUUGGAUCGUCUACAGUAUCUGGCUGAUGAUUAUAAACGGUUAAAACAUGAAUUAAAUACUCAUGCAUUGGAAGAGACUAAGAGAAAACAACGAGAUAAAGGACUUGAAAAAGAAUUGGAGGAAUUCAUCAGGGUCUAUACAGAAGCCCAAGAACAUAUGAAAGAUACGCCAAGAUUUCGUUCAUCCUUAAGAUUGAAACAAGAAAUUGAAUUAUUAGCUGCAUAUGUUCCGCCUAAUGAUAUAAUCAGAAGACUUCAGCGUAUCGUAAUGGAUGAUCUGCAAGAUCAGGUGAAUACACAACAACGACUUGAAGACUGUACACAAGAAGCUGUUGGAAUGGUACAGUCACAGAAUUCUGAUUUGUAUAUUCCAAAUCGUCCAGAUGAUUUGAUCAGUACUAUCAGAAGACUAGCUGAAAUGACAUCAACAGUUGUACAGCAAAAAAAUGAUUUACUCAAACAGCUAAAAACCAACGAAGUUGAACAUCAUGAAGAACUUAUCAAAACCAAGUCAUUAGUUCAAAGUGAAUGGAAAUCUAUUAUGGAUGAUACUAUAGCAAAACUGAACUAUGAAAACGCAGAUAAAAUCCAAAAAGCAGUUGAAGAGGUGGCACGUGUAGAAAAGAUGCGUCAAGAACAAAUUAUUUCUGUUAAAGAGACACUUAUAGAAGAACUUGAAAGUAAACUACGUGAAACUCGUCAAGUAUUAGCUGAAAAACAAAUUACUUUUGAAAGUGAAUUAAAUGAGGCCAAGGAAGCAAAUAAACUAUUAUCAACAUUACAACAACAGAUUGAAAUAAAAGAUUCUGAACUUGAAGAAGUGAAAACUCAGUUAAAUCAACAAAAUUUAGCUAGUGAAAAGUUACGCGAAGAAAUUGAAAAGGUUUGUGAAUCACACUGGAAGUCAGAAGUUGACAGUUAUAGAGAACAAGUUCGACAACAUGCCAGAACAAUAUGUGUUAUGGAGGAACGUUUAGUGAAAUUAACAAAACAGUUAAAAGAAUCUAAAAGUGAAGUGGCCAAGUUAAAACGUUGUAAUACAGAACUACAAAAUGAACACAAACAAUUACAAAUGCGUCUCACUGAUGCACAGAAUCGUCUUCAGUCUUCACGUAAAUCUUCAGCCCGUAAUCCUGAUGAAGCGAACAGACAACAGUCCUCUGCUAUUUCCGGAUCAGAUGGAGGUCCUAACUCUAGGCUGGCUGAUAACUUAAAGCAUGAAAUAUCCCACUUACAAGCUAUCAUCAAAGAUCAGGCAUCCACUAUUGAAGUGUUACGUUCAGAUUUGGAAGGUACACAAGCUCAACUAAGUGAUUUGAAAGGGGAGUUAACUGAAUCACAAAAGGAAGAGGUUGAAAAUGCAUUGAAUCUAAGUAGAAAAACAAAUGCAGAACUGAUCAAUACAAAAGAACAACUAACCCAUUUAAAAGAAUCUUUAAAGGAAAUGCAAAAGCAUUUAGAUGAAAGAAAUGAUCAAAUUAAAAAACAAAAACUUUCAAUUCAAGAAUUACGUGAUUUAAAGCAUGAACAUGAGUGUACAAUUAAACAGCUACAAGAUAAGUUACAGAAUGAAAGAGAAGAGUAUGCACAACGCAGUGAUCAAAUAAGCUUAUCGUCCAAACUUACUGAAGAACUUAUCACUUUAGGCACAGAAUGUAAAGGUGAAAGACAUCAUGAAAUUAUUAGUAACCAAAGGGAAGCUUUAAGUCAGCUGCGUCAACGUCUACGUAAUCAAUGCGGGUAUACAUUAUCACAAGGUAAUACAGAAAAUGAUGAAUAUAUCCGCCAGAUUUCCAGCCUUAAACGAGAAAAUGCUGAACUUCGUAGUAAAACACUACUUUCAGAAGCACCACUACCUAUGAAGGCAAUAGCAGAUGAUUCCCCACCUGCACAAGGUGAUGGAACAGAUGGUGAUCAGUUCACGGACCAGAGGCUAUCGAUGGAUCAUACUGGUUUGAGAAAUGCAAUGGAUGCCUUGCAUACUUCAGAAGAGUGUUAUUUGAAUCUGGUUCGAUCCAUAUCAAAUCACUUAGAAUUAGAUCGACUACCUGGUCAAAGAUCACUUAUCCAAGUGCCAAAAAUUGAAAGAGAAACAGUUAGAAAGGAACGUCAAAAUACAAUCGAAUUAUUAUCACAACGAAUUGCAAUACUCCGAGAUCAGCUGCAACGUAAAGAAGAUUUACUUAGUGAAUAUGAACGCGAUAUGAGUCGUCUGAAACAAGCUGAAGCUUUGGCAGAUGCUAAAAGUGAACAAUUAGAUCAAUUUAUAAAUGAAUUACAAUCAAAAGAAACUGAAAUUCAAUUAUUGCGUCAAAGUUUAGAUAGAACACGUGAAGCUUUAAUGCAUGAACAACGUACAGUUGCAGCACUUAAAAAGUCCCGAAAUCCAACACCUAUUUCGAAUUCCAGUUCAAUCAAGGCAAACCCAUCACCGAAAAAGCAAGCACGUCAGACAGGAAAUGAACAAACGGACAAGGAACAACGUCAGAAAAAAGCUAACCAAGAGAAACUGAAAAGAAAGGAUUAUGAAAUAGAUACGUUGAAGUCUCAACUAGAAGUACGUGACAAGAAACUCCAUUUGCUGUCUGAUCAAAUGAUGAGAAUGAAGAUACAAAUGGGUUUAGAGGACCAUGUAAAAUAA